CUCCGAGUUGAGUUGAGUCGACCCAACUCGUGGGUUGAGAGGGAUGUUUGAACACAGAAGAAACAGAGACUUUUAACAUUUUUGAGAAAGGUCAAACAUGAUGGGUAGCGUCCGUCAAUGGUUGAUAAACCCCUCCACAACGCCCUCUUUCUCUCUCUAAAGCUUCUGCUUCAUUAUUCUCUGGUCCCCUUCUCUCUCUCUAGAAUUGAAUUUGGGUUUUUCUCUGGUGGGUCUUUGAAGGGUUUGCAGGAGGAGCUUUGUGUUGUGAUAUUUGGUGGUGGGUUUGGUGAAAGGAGCUGAAUUUUGGGCUCUGACAUUUUUUGGGGCUGUUCUGAAUCUGGUGGAGAGGGAGAGAUGGCACAACGCUCUCAUGUACCAAAGUUUGGCAAUUGGGAAGGUGAAGAAAAUGUUCCCUACACAGCCUAUUUUGAUAAGGCGCGAAAGGGUCGAACUGGGCCUGGGGGAAAGAUGAUUAAUCCAAAUGACCCCCAAGAGAACCCUGAUCUCCUUAACGAUAUGUCAUCAGUCACAUCAUCUCCUCCCAGAGUUAAAGCUGAACCAGAAAGACAAGAUCAUGAACGGGGAAGAAGCAGGGAGGAUAUUGACCAAAGGCAAUAUGCCAACUCUCCAGCACACCGCGAAAAUCUGAGUCGCAAAACUUCUGGUGAAUCAACAUAUCAACCUGGUAGAGGACGUGGAACAAAUUCUGGUGAAACUCAUCGAAGACCUGCACGACAAAGUGGUGGCUCUGAGCAGAGCAUUGAACGUUCACCUCUCCAUCGCCAGGCAAGGGCCACGGGGAGAGAUUCUCCUUCCUGGGAGGGAAAGCCUUCAUAUGAAAGUAGCCAUGGUACUCCUGGAAGAUCCCGUCUUAAGCCUCGCGAUGAAAGUCCUGACAAAGGUGCUGCUGUCCCGAAAUUUGGUGAGUGGGAUGAGAACAACCCGGCAUCAGCUGAUGGUUUCACUCACAUUUUCAACAAAGUGAGGGAGGAGAAGGCAGGAAAAGUUCCUGGCACACCACCUGAGCCAUCGUACCACACUACACGGAAGCCUGCUGGCAAUGAAAGUGCUAAGAGUUGCUGCUUUCCAUGGAGCAGAAAAUGAGAUGUUGAGUCUGAGUUUGUGAGUAAUUAUAAGGUGUUUGGACCUGUAAAUAUCUUUGAAAGGCUAUCUCUCACCAUGCGGAGUACCUUCUAUAAAGUGCUGCAUUCAUUUUAUGGGCAUGUGUGCUAUCUUGUAUUAAUAAAGAUUUCAUUCCACUCAUUGGAAAAUCUUUUCUUUUUUACUUUUUCCCUCA
This is a messenger RNA of Rosa chinensis, 1297 nucleotides long. Its product is annotated as RPM1-interacting protein 4. The transcript is spliced from 4 exons. The record is from RefSeq and is a predicted model, not a curated record. The coding region runs from base 355 to 1104 and encodes 249 amino acids. Lineage: Eukaryota; Viridiplantae; Streptophyta; Magnoliopsida; Rosales; Rosaceae.